Molecule: messenger RNA, 3477 nt
Organism: Drosophila bipectinata
Lineage: Eukaryota; Metazoa; Arthropoda; Insecta; Diptera; Drosophilidae
Gene: insc
Product: inscuteable
Biological process (GO): establishment of mitotic spindle orientation; apical protein localization; asymmetric cell division
Cellular component (GO): apical cortex
Molecular function (GO): cytoskeletal adaptor activity
Source: RefSeq, a predicted model, not a curated record
AGAACCGAAGCGACAAUAAAAAAAGCUAUCUUGGGAUUACCUCGGCAUUGUUUAUCGGCCAUCGAGACAAGAAAACGGCAUGUCCUUUCAACGGAGCUACAGCAAGGUCUGGUGGGGAUCGGAGCAGUCCUCCCUCACCAGCGGAGGCCUCUACUCGAGCUUCAGCAGCAGUGGCUUCGCCUACAACCAACAACGCCAGCCUUCCUCCCUCGGCCCGCUCGGCAAUCUGUCGUGCAUCCAGGAGGUCGAGGAUGAGCAGAACAGUUCCAAGCUGUCCUGGCACAAGCACGACAGUCCUGGCAGUCUCAGAAGCCAGGACUCUGGCUUCUCCGACAAUGAGGAAUCACAUCAGCUGCAGCAUCAGCAGCCAUCGCCCCAGUCACCGCAGUCGCUCAAGCAGCAAACCCCAACUGCCACGCCCACUUCCGUCAAAUCAGUGGCCACCCCGCCCACUGUGGUGCGUCGGGUGGGCAACUCCUCCUUCUACUCUCCGCUGAUUAGCGUCUCCCGUCGCAUUUCCUUCACCAGCGGUCAGCUGACUCCGAAAUCAAAGUCCGUGGAGGAGGAUGCGGAGGACGCCGAGGUGGUGGCCAGCCGCAGUCGCCUGUUUGAGCAGUUGGACAGCAUGAAGCUGGACGAUGAGGCACCGGAGGAGAGGAGCCAGUUGGACGCCACCCCACCGAAGCCGGCUUUGAGGCGUCGCCGACGCCUGAUGCGGAAAUCCAAGCCGGACCCGGAGGAGGCUUCCGCCAGCGAGGAGGAGGGGGUGAUAGCCCCACCGCCAGCCUACAACAACGAAACGGUGUACCUGGGAGAGGCGCCACCGCCGUACAAUAACGAGACCGUGACCUUCGGAGCCGCAGAUCAGGAUGAAACCCUCCAGAUGGCCCCCUCGCCACUGAGGCUCAGCUCCUUAAGAUUUACGGCGAGUACCAGCACACCCAAGAACCGGUCGAGGGUCGCUAAGAAGCCAAAGAAACACCCGGAACCAGUGGCCAGCUGGAUGAUGGAGCAGCGAUGGGCUGGCGAGCCGGAAGUGAUGUGCACCCUGCAGCACAAGUCCAUUGCCCAGGAGGCGUACAAAAACUACACCAUAACCACCAGUGCGGUCUGCAAGUUGGUCAGGCAACUGCAGCAGCAGGCGCUCGCCCUGCAGGCCCACUUCGAGCGCAGUGAGCGGAUCCUGAGCGGAAUGCAGGCCAGUUCGCUCCCGGAAGCCCUGUCUGGAGCCACCCAGUUACUGUCCCACUUGGACGACUUCACCUGCACGCUGGAACGGCGGGGAAUAUUCUUCAACGAUGCCCGAAUCGAGCGUCGGCGCUACGAGCAGCACUUGGAGCAGAUCAGGACCGUGAGCAAGGACACCAGGUACUCCCUGGAGCGCCAGCACUACAUCAAUCUGGAGUCUCUUCUGGAUGAUGUCCAGCUGCUGAAGAGGCACACCCUGAUCACCCUGCGCCUGAUUUUCGAGCGCUUGGUGCGGGUCCUGGUGGUCAGCAUCGAGCAGAGCCGCUGCGAUCUCCUGCUGCGCGCCAACAUCAACAUGGUGGCCACCUUGAUGAACAUAGAGUACGAUGGCUUCGCCUCCCUGUCGGAUGCCUUCAUUCAGAACGAGGCAGUCCGCACUCUUCUGGUGGUGGUUUUGGACCACAAGCAGAGCUCCGUGCGGGCUCUGGCUCUUCGGGCCCUGGCUACGUUGUGUGGAGCUCCGCAGGCGAUCAACCAGCUGGGAAGCUGUGGGGGCAUCGAGAUUGUGAGGGACAUCCUGCAGGUGGAGUCUGCCGAAGAGAGGGGUGCCAUCGAGCGAAGGGAGGCUGUCUCGCUGCUAGCCCAGAUCACGGCCGCUUGGCACGGACCCGAUCACCGGGUGCCUGGCCUGAAGGACUGCGCCGAGAGCCUGGUCACUGGACUAACUGCUCUGCUGCAGCCGGAAUGCUGUGCCCAGACGCUACUCCUCUGCGCCGCCGCCCUAAACAACCUGAGCCGGAUGGAGGUCACCUCGCACUACUCCAUCAUGUCCAACGAGGCCAUCUUCCGGCUGAUAGACACCCUGGAGCACCAGGACUGCGGCAACAGCGUAUUUCUCUAUGAGCAAAUCGUUGGGAUGCUGCACAACAUGUCGCUGAACAAGAAGUGCCACAGCCACUUGGCCAACGGCAUCAUCAUAAAUUUCAUCACGUCCGUGUACCAAACGGAAUUUUACAAGACCUACGGAUCACGUGCGGAGAGCGAUGCCCAGCGCCGCAGCAUCAAGACCAUCCUGCACACGCUGACGCGCCUGGCCAGCGAUUCCCCGACCCUCGGAGCGGAGCUCCUGGAGCAGUGGCAUCUGCCGGACCUGCUGCGUCAAUCUCUGGCCCUCAAGCCGACCGCCUCAGGUCAGUCGCUGGACCACUCCGGCUACAGCGGGGAUAUUUCGCAGCUGGCGCGACAACUCCUGGGUGCCCAUCAGCAGGAGCAGCUGCUGCUGACCACUGUAGGACCGGCGGCCAGUGGCGCCUUCUCCAGCGGACACCAGACGCCCGAGGCCCAGACCAACUCCAAAACGAAGGCCAAGACGUCCUCCGCAGCGUUGCUCAAAUUCAAUUUAACACGUCAGGAGAGUUUCGUCUAGUUUGCACCACCUGAGAGGGUGGGUGGGCGAGUGGCGGGAAGAGGAUGUGGUGGAGCCUAGAACUGAGCACGUCCUUUGGCCGGACACAAGCCGGAAGCUCAGACGUGCGUCAAGUGUUAUUACUUUGUCUAGGAGGAUGCGUGACCCGUUUGGAAGCGCUUUCGCUCUCGCACUCGAUGCCGGCCCCGUUUUAUCCUUGUCUGGUGGAUGUAAACGAAGUAAUUUUUAUAUUUCCACCCAGGCAAACAAGACAGGACCAAGGACCAGGGACCAAGGAGUCCAAGGCCAAACGGAAUAAAUAGAAAUACAAUUUUUGCUUAGUUAUUUUUUCAAUUCCCUUCCCUAUAUAUUUUUUUUGUUUUUGUUUUCUGAUUGUUUGUGUUGCCGAGGCAACUUUGGUAUUCUUGUAUGCUUAUGACAAAAAUGCUCUUAAAGUCCUUUCCAUCUCGGUAUUCGGAUUCAGAUUCGUUUUAUAUUUUUAUUCAAUGCAAAUGCAACUUUGACAUUGUGCAUUCUCAUUGUAAAUAUUUUCCCAUUCCUGACCCCCAAUCCCAAUGCAACGAAACCCAUACGGCUGGCAACUUAAAACCAAAAACUUUUGAAAAUUCCUUAGAUGUCGUAGGAGAAGUUAUUUGUGCCAAAUAAAAUGAGAAAGGAUAUGCAAACAAUUUGUUUGUUCUGUACUUAAAGCAAUUGUAUUGCUAAUGUUUGUAAUGUAUUAUAUCUAUCAUAUAUGUCUAUAUCUACGCUUACCACUACUGUGUGUAGUUACCAUUAAGUUCAUUCUAAGAUUAUUAAUUCAAAUUAUGCUUUGAUCGAAAUUAAGUCCUUAAAAUAAAUCAUUGAUGUGUGGAAGAAAAAAA